AUGAAGAAAGCAACAGUUUCACGUGGGGCAGGUGAAUGAAAACCAUAGAGCCCAAAAACUCAUAGAUAAAGCAAUCUCUUGUGGGUGCCAAAUGUGGCAGCCAAUUAAUCUCUCGACUUCCCAGAAUCAAGCACGUGAAUUCUCUCUCAUCUUUCCCUUCCUUAAAAAACUCAAAUUCUUAAUCACAUUUACUCCACCACCAUUCAUAAAUUCCGCUCCUAAACAAGAAUAAGAAACCAAAAAAUAAAAAGAAAAAAAAAGAAAGAAGAACACAAAAAGAUUUCAAGAACCCUCGAUUAUACAAUGCAUUCUUGAUUCUUUUACAACCGCGGGUGCAUAUUAGACAUGGCUUUGAACUCCCUAGCUUCAAGACCCUCCUCUUUGUUAUCAAGAAAAUUCAAGAAUUCUAAUGCCAACAAUGAUUCAACUUUUUCACACCCCAUUAAAUCAAUCUCUUUUCUCAACCCCAUUCCUCUUUUCUCCAACCUUUCUUUCAAGAAUGCUUCACAAGUUUCCUCUUCUGUCACCGUUAAGGCCUCCUCAGCGUCCAGUUCUCCUCCCACGACAAUUGAUCAGGAACUCAGGAUUAAGACUGUACCCACACAGCCAUUUGAGGGUCAGAAGACUGGUACAAGCGGCCUUCGGAAGAAGGUGAAAGUGUUCAUGCAAGAAAAUUAUCUCGCCAAUUGGAUUCAGGCAUUAUUUGAUUCAUUGCCUCCGGAAGAUUACAAGAACGGAGUUUUGAUUUUAGGGGGUGAUGGUAGAUAUUUCAACAGAGAGGCUGCACAGAUAAUUAUUAAAAUUGCGGCUGGUAAUGGAGUUGGACAAGUCUUGGUUGGCAUGGAUGGUAUAAUGUCUACACCAGCCGUUUCUGCUAUGAUAAGGAAGAGAAAGGCUAAUGGUGGUUUUAUAAUGAGUGCAAGUCAUAAUCCUGGUGGUCCCGAUUAUGAUUGGGGUAUCAAGUUCAAUUACAGCAGUGGCCAACCUGCACCAGAGUCUAUAACUGACAAGAUUUAUGGCAACACGCUUUCUAUCUCUGAAAUAAAAAUGGGAGACAUUCCUGAUGUUGAUCUCUCCCGUCUUGGUCGAGUAGACUAUGGGGCUUUUAGUGUAGAAGUAGUCGAUCCGGUAGCUGAUUAUUUGGAGCUUAUGGAGAAUGUAUUUGAUUUUUCGCUUAUCAGGAGCCUGCUUUCACGGUCGGAUUUCAGGUUCAUAUUUGAUGCCAUGCAUGCUGUUACCGGUGCUUACGCUAAACCAAUCUUUGUGGACAAGCUAGGAGCUAGCCCAGAUUCCAUUUCAAACGGAGUGCCAUUAGAAGAUUUUGGACAUGGUCAUCCAGAUCCUAAUCUCACAUAUGCCAAGGAUUUGGUUGAUGUACUGUAUGGAGAGAAUGGACCUGAUUUUGGAGCUGCAAGUGAUGGAGAUGGUGACAGAAACAUGAUUCUUGGGAGAGCAUUUUUUGUUACUCCUUCAGAUUCUGUUGCAAUCAUUGCUGCCAACGCACAAGAAACCAUCCCAUAUUUUAAGACUGGCCCGAAGGGUUUGGCUCGAUCCAUGCCUACAAGUGGUGCUUUGGAUCGUGUGGCUGAGAAGUUAAAUCUUCCUUUUUAUGAGGUGCCCACUGGAUGGAAAUUUUUCGGGAAUCUAAUGGAUGAAGGAAAAUUGUCAAUUUGUGGGGAAGAAAGUUUUGGAACGGGCUCUGACCACAUCCGUGAGAAAGAUGGGAUAUGGGCUGUGUUAGCAUGGUUGUCAAUAAUUGCUUAUAGAAACAAGGACAAGAAACCUGGAGAAAAGUUGAUUUCUGUAUCUGAUGUUGUGAACGAGCAUUGGGCCACUUACGGGAGAAACUUCUUUUCCAGAUAUGAUUACGAGGAAUGUGAAUCAGAAGGGGCUAAUAAGAUGAUAGAGUAUCUACGAGAUUUAGUUUCUAAAAGCAAAGCAGGCGAUAAGUAUGGAAGCUACACCCUUCACUUUGCGGACGACUUCACCUACACAGAUCCCGUGGAUGGAAGUGUCGUUUCCAAGCAAGGAGUUCGUUUCGUAUUCACUGAUGGAUCAAGGAUCAUAUUCCGGUUAUCGGGUACUGGGUCCGCUGGUGCAACCGUUCGAGUAUAUAUUGAACAGUUCGAGCCGGAUGCAUCUAAACACAAUGUGGAUGCACAAACAGCGCUGAAGCCUUUAAUAGAUCUGGCGUUAUCUACAUCGAAGUUGAAAGAAUUCACCGGAAGGGAACAACCAACAGUCAUCACAUAGAGCAACAUUUUCAUUUUCCAAACUGCAGCAAUAGUGCAGGUGCUCGAGCUGGCUAUAUAGGUCUCAGAUGUCGAGGUGGUCCUUGAGAAGAAUCAAGCACAUUAGGCUAGCCGAGAUCAUCCCGGGCUAAAACCCUUCGAUGAUCAAGUUAGUUGGAGAUGAAAAAUAGACAAUCUCAAAUAAUAAAUGAGGUAGAAACAAUAAACGUGUCAUACCAUAAAUGCUCUAGAAAUUAAGGUAUUUAUAUGCCCAAAUGUACUUCACCAAAUGGGCCACGUGGUUUCAUCUUGGAGCUUCUACUGUCAAAGAUCGUGUGGCGAAGCGACAUACACAUCAGUUGUGCCCAACCCAACCCGACUUUAUCUAUGCGGAUCUUGUGACAUUUUUUAUGCUUUUUACCCUAAAAGAAGGGCAUUUUUGUCCUUCUUUCUUAAGGCGGAUUAUACCCCCAUCACUCCGAUGUUUUGUGAAGGAGAUAAAAUAUUUGGAACUUGUGUUCUUGUUCAGACAAAAACAGGUAAUCAAGUUUUAGCUACAGGAAAAAAGGUGGGACAUAGCUAAAAGGUUGAAGUGAUUAAGGUGAAAUGCUUCAGGUGUAACUCCUUUUACAUCUGCACUAAUUCUCAUUACAUAGUUGUUUGGUACAAUGAUCCUGUCCCAAGAGAAGAAGAAAUAGGGAUUCAACUGUUUAAACCUACCAACCAACAGUGC
Molecule: messenger RNA, 2964 nt
Organism: Sesamum indicum (sesame)
Lineage: Eukaryota; Viridiplantae; Streptophyta; Magnoliopsida; Lamiales; Pedaliaceae
Gene: PGM
Product: phosphoglucomutase
Biological process (GO): carbohydrate metabolic process
Cellular component (GO): cytosol
Molecular function (GO): magnesium ion binding; phosphoglucomutase activity
Source: RefSeq, a predicted model, not a curated record